This is a messenger RNA of Ectocarpus sp. CCAP 1310/34, 1555 nucleotides long. The record is from the annotation of a GenBank genome assembly. Lineage: Eukaryota; Phaeophyceae; Ectocarpales; Ectocarpaceae.
AUGAUGCUCAAGCCACUGAACUCCGGUUCUUGGCCGGAGUAUACCGAGAACGGUAUCGCGAACUUCGCGCGGCGAGUUGGGCGCGGGAACAGCGACUGGGAGACCCUGGUGUUCGAUGUUGGUGUCGGUGGCUGGAACGCGCACUUCAAUGUGAACAUCAACCAGAAAGGAAACAUGGUACACAUACUUUCGCAGCCUGAAUGGAAGACAAUGCCCUCGAGUAAGUUGGCGCAAACGCUCCUUUUUGUCACGCUCCUCAACUGGGAGGUGGCUGUGGGAAGCGUCGACCUUGACAUGAACGACGGGGAGGUGCGGUACAAGACAACGGCAGAGUUCGGAGAGGCGAAGAACAUCAAGCCAAUCCUCGCCACCUUCUUGGACUACCACUUCUCGUGCGGCCUCCGUUACCUAAAGGCCUUCAUUGCCAUUAGGGACGAAAAUGUCAGCGCAGAGAGGGCGAUGGAAAUUGCCGGGCACCGAGGAGGCGGCUCCUCCGAUGGCCUCCUCGCGGAGAUCGUGCGUACAACCCUGCAGUAACUUUUUCAUUGGUCAAUGUUUCCGUUAAGGCCGACGGUUUCCUGUGUUCGGGGCGCGCCGUGCACGAAAUCGGCGUUGACAAAAACCCGGCACGCGCCAUGCGGUAUCCUGCACGGCAAAAUUUGGUUGUUGGUUAACACCAAGUGUACGGUGCUCACGGGUUUGUGUCGCGUGCGGAACACCGAUCUAUUCGUGUUGGUCGUGGAAGUCCUUGCUUUCGGGGGCUCAGUUUACGCCGGCGCAAAGCGUUACACUUAGGUUUCAAAUUCGAAGCAAUUGGCCCGCAGGGUACCGUUCCUGAUGGUGUAUAAAGGUUGUGGUUUGAACGACGUUCAAGUACUUGCUGAAAUGUCGGCGUAUCUGCGGUGAGGCUCUUCGUUGGUGUGUUUUUCGGACACGCAUUAUGCCUUCAUUCGGUUGCGUCUUUUUCUUCUCGCAUUCGAUCGAUCGCACGGUUUCUCUAGACCUUUUUCACUACUGGCCAUGUCGUAUGUUGUGUGCAACGCGUGUGACUGCGGGGAGGUCAUUUUCUGGGUCAAUGUAAAUUUAUGCGUGUACUUAGCACCAGCUGAUAUCACUGAUAUAGAUAAUCAGAGUAUAGGCUUAGAACAGACUGGAAAUAGGUCCAGUGUCCAGCCGGUUUUUCUCCACUCACUGAAAAUACUCCAACACAUCCCGUUCGACUGUGGGUUUACCUCGAACGGAUAGUUUUUCUGUUUUUUUUAUUUCCUUAAAUCAGAUAUGCAACAAGCAAUGCACAUGCUUGAAGAGUUCGUGAAUACGAGAGGGGGCUUAAUCGCGAUAUCCCAUACAUUGGUACUCUCAUUUGCUCCAUGCCACCGACAUCCAAUGCCACGCUGCGUGACAAGCAAUGUUGGAUACAAUGCUGGGUGUGAAGACUGGCUACAGUAUCCUUCAAAAUGUCUUGUGGAGCCUUAGUUCUUGGCGUGGUCUCGUUUUCGUUAUUUUUUCUGUCACUUGUUUCCCGCAGUUCUGCUGCGUGCGGAAAAUACACUGG